AUCCAACCGAAUUUCCAAACCCCUCUCCCUCUAUCCAGGAAGAGAGCAAAGCACACACUCAAAUGAAUAUGCUUUCCCCAAUCCACCAUCCCACUGCCUCAUUCCACUUCCUCCGGCCCUCAUUACCAAAACACGGAUAUUGUAGUUCAAGAGGUGGGUUAUGUGAUAUUGCAAGCAAAACAAGACCAAAGACAAUGAUUUUUGCGAGCCACGAAGGUAACCCAGAAGUGGGUCUUCAAGCCGGGGAGCGGCUUUAUCUUGGAAUGGAUUUUGGCACGUCUGGUGCAAGAUUUGCGCUCAUCGAUAAGCAAGGGACAAUUCACGCUGAAGGAAAGAGGGAAUAUCCGCUAUAUAAGAGCAAAGACGCAAUAGAUUGGAUACAUUCUUGGAAAUCAACACUUCUCUUGCUGCUUGAAGACGUUCCAUUUCAUCUUCGCCAGCUUAUUGCUUCCAUUUCCAUUGAUGGGACUUCUGCAACUACUAUAAUUAUAGACAGCACGACAGGAGAACCAUUGUGGAGACCUUUCCUCUACAAUGAGAGCUGUUCUGAUGCUUUACCGAAAGUAAAGUCUAUCGCUCCUGAAAACCAUACAGUUUGUGCUGGGUCCUCGACUCUGUGCAAGCUCGUCUCAUGGUGGAAUGUUUAUGAUUCAAAUAAAGAUUCUGCAGCAUUGUUGCAUCAAGCAGAUUGGCUGUUGUGGCUUCUUCAUGGAAAUCUUGGAGUGACCGAUUACAAUAAUGCUUUGAAGGUAGGCUAUGAUCCUGGACUUGACUCCUAUCCACCCUGGUUGCUCUCGCAGCCGUAUUCUAAACUUCUGCCUUCUGUCAAAGCUCCUGGAAGUCCAAUUGGCUCUUUAAAAGAGGACGUUAGAACACAAUAUAGUUUUCCAAAAGAUUGUGUUGUAUGCACUGGAACCACUGAUAGUAUAGCCGCCUUUCUUGCAGCUCGUGCAACACAACCAGGGAAAGCUGUCACUUCUUUGGGUUCAACCCUUGCUAUCAAAUUACUGAGCACCAGUAGGAUCGAGGAUGCACGAUAUGGGGUGUAUAGUCAUCGUCUGGAUGAUAAGUGGCUUGUUGGAGGUGCUUCAAAUACCGGUGGAGCUGUUCUUCGACAAAUUUUUACUGAUGAGCAGUUGGAGAACUUAAGUGAACAGAUUAAUCCCAUGAAAACCUCUCCACUAGACUACUACCCUCUGCCAACGGUUGGAGAGAGAUUUCCCAUGGCAGAUCCAAAGAUGGCUCCUAG
Messenger RNA from Corylus avellana, 1249 nucleotides. The record is from RefSeq and is a predicted model, not a curated record. Lineage: Eukaryota; Viridiplantae; Streptophyta; Magnoliopsida; Fagales; Betulaceae.